AAUGAUUGGCCUUUGACUGCUGGGCCUCAAGUUCUUUAUAUAGCAGGGCCAUCACUUCCUCUAAAACCAUACCCAUUCAGCUUCUCUUUGAACCAUUUCUUCUUCAACAAUAUUUUCUCCGUCUCUGUUUCCACAGCUCUAUAGGCUCAACUUCAACGCUUUUCAGAAUGGGAAGUACUGGUGAAGCCAAAUAUGGUGCAUACACCUAUGAGAACCUUGAGAGGGAACCAUACUGGCCAUCAGAGAAGCUCCGAAUUUCUAUUACUGGAGCAGGUGGUUUUAUUGCCUCCCACAUUGCCCGGCGCUUGAAGAGCGAGGGUCACUACAUUAUUGCUUCUGAUUGGAAGAAGAAUGAGCACAUGACUGAAGACAUGUUCUGUCAUGAAUUCCACCUUGUGGACUUGAGGGUCAUGGAUAAUUGCUUGAAGGUCACUAAUGGAGUUGACCAUGUGUUCAAUCUUGCUGCUGAUAUGGGUGGCAUGGGGUUCAUUCAGUCCAACCACUCAGUUAUCAUGUAUAACAAUACAAUGAUCAGUUUCAACAUGCUUGAGGCUGGCAGGAUUAAUGGUGUUAAGAGGUUUUUCUAUGCCUCUAGUGCUUGUAUCUAUCCUGAAUUUAAGCAGCUGGAAACUAAUGUGAGCCUAAAGGAGUCUGAUGCCUGGCCUGCUGAGCCUCAAGAUGCUUAUGGCUUAGAGAAGCUUGCAACAGAGGAGUUGUGCAAGCACUACACCAAAGAUUUUGGUAUUGAGUGCCGUGUUGGAAGAUUCCAUAACAUUUAUGGUCCUUUUGGAACAUGGAAAGGUGGGAGGGAGAAGGCUCCAGCUGCUUUUUGUAGAAAGGCUCAAACUUCCACCGAUAAGUUUGAGAUGUGGGGGGAUGGACUUCAGACCAGAUCAUUCACCUUCAUUGAUGAAUGUGUAGAAGGUGUUCUUAGAUUGACGAAGUCAGACUUCCGCGAGCCAGUGAACAUUGGAAGUGAUGAGAUGGUUAGCAUGAAUGAAAUGGCUGAAAUUGUGCUUAGCUUUGAGAACAAGCAGCUCCCUAUCCACCACAUUCCUGGCCCAGAGGGAGUCCGGGGUCGUAACUCAGACAACACACUCAUCAAAGAGAAACUUGGUUGGGCUCCUACCAUGAAGUUGAAGGAUGGGCUGAGAUUUACAUACUUCUGGAUCAAGGAGCAGAUUGAGAAAGAGAAGGCUCAAGGUGUUGACUUGUCAACUUAUGGGUCAUCUAAGGUGGUUGGAACUCAGGCUCCAGUUCAGCUAGGCUCACUUCGUGCUGCUGAUGGCAAAGAAUGAGGUGGUUGAAGCCAGAUAGCUCAAUGGCAAAGAAUGAGAUAGUUGAAGCCAGAUAGCUCAAUAAAUUGCACCGAUGAAGUCCCAAGUUUUAUUAAGGUUUGGUUAUUAUGUUUCAUUGCAUAGGAAGGUAUUUAUGGUAAUCGAAACUUGCCAUGUUGAGCUGUUAUUAUUUAGAGAUAUCAUGUUUGUAGUAUUUUGUUUUGUUUAAGGAAGCUUUCAUGCUCCCAAGGUAUGUGAUCUAGUUUUUCAGACAACCUGCUAUUGUAGGAUGUCUUGAUCCAUAUUUAUUUUGUGGUUAUGAGAUAAAUUUGUGGUUAAAUCUUGUAAUAUUUCGUGAA
Molecule: messenger RNA, 1636 nt
Organism: Quercus lobata
Lineage: Eukaryota; Viridiplantae; Streptophyta; Magnoliopsida; Fagales; Fagaceae
Gene: GME
Product: GDP-D-mannose 3',5'-epimerase
Exons: 7
Coding region: 168-1298 (376 amino acids)
Molecular function (GO): GDP-mannose 3,5-epimerase activity; NAD binding
Source: RefSeq, a predicted model, not a curated record